This is a messenger RNA of Pichia kudriavzevii, 819 nucleotides long. RefSeq lists its product as uncharacterized. Gene Ontology annotation, molecular function: RNA polymerase II cis-regulatory region sequence-specific DNA binding; DNA-binding transcription factor activity, RNA polymerase II-specific. Gene Ontology annotation, biological process: regulation of transcription by RNA polymerase II. The record is from RefSeq and is a predicted model, not a curated record. The coding region runs from base 1 to 819 and encodes 272 amino acids. Lineage: Eukaryota; Fungi; Ascomycota; Pichiomycetes; Pichiales; Pichiaceae. The transcript has a single exon. Gene Ontology annotation, cellular component: nucleus.
AUGACAAAUAACUCUAGUGCUCCUAUACCUUAUGAAGUAAACUCGAUGAAUGAAGCCAAUUCAGGCGCAGACCAAUCCAAUAUAGAGAAAAUUCCCAGCGUCACUAGUAAUUACGGAAUUGCCGGAAUGACACCAGUGAAUGUCAACCCAUAUUCCACAGGUCCAGUUUUCAUGAACACAUACCCAAUAAUCAACGAAUAUGGACAGCAUAUGCAGGUACUCCCACAGUUCCAACAGACCCAAAACUAUAAGUACUAUCCGAAAUUAGAUGCAGGACAUUUAGACUACAAAACCCCGAGCAACUAUCAACUGUCGAGUCAUUCACAGGCGGAAUAUUACUAUCCUCAACCACAGACACAAGGACAAGGGCAAGGACAAAUUCAAGUACAGGUUCAGCCUACCCACUUCACCACGCCAUAUUCUCUAAAUACCAAUCAAGGCACAGAUGAGCAUUUUGACUAUCCAAAUAACAACCAGUAUGUUUCCUCUGUGUCUAUGAAUGCGAUCAACUCGUCAAACUCUUCACAUCACACUAGUGUUGAUAAUGAUAUUAUAAACAGAAGAAACACCGAUCCUAACUUGGCGUCUGUGUCGAAUUCGGCCAAAGCAUCAAAAUCUGCAAUGAUAAGGACAAAAAGAACGUGUUCGAUUUGUCAAAAAGUUUUCAAUAGACCUUCAGCCUUGAAAACCCAUAUGUUCAUACACACGGGCGAGAAACCUUUUGUGUGUGAAUGGCCUGGCUGUGGUAAAAAGUUCUCGGUUCGUUCAAAUAUGAUCAGGCACUCCAAGAUUCAUAAAAGAAAUGAAAAACUCCAGUAA